UAAAAAGAGAUUUAAAAAUUGCUCCUAAUAUUGAACUCACUCCCCAUACUCUCCGCCGUUGUUUCGCCACUUACCAAGCCAUUAAUGUUAUGCCUUUACCAACUCUCCAAAGAGUUUUAGGUCAUGCCAGUCAGACUGUCAAUAUUUUUAUCCCUAAUGAGGAAAAUUCUGACCACCAAUUAUUAGAAACCAAAAACCAAACUUUACAGGAUAAAAACAAACUUCUAACGCAAGAAUUAGCCAGCCGUGAUAAAACUAUUACUGACUUACAAAACAACUUAAAAAAAGUGGUCAAUGAUAAGGAAUUAGCCGAACAGCAAUUAAUCAGCGAACAAACUAAAAAUCAGCAACUAGAAUUAUUAUUAAAAGCCGAACAAGCCAAGAACCAAGCACUUAUUAAGCAAAACAACAAAAAGUUUUCUACUGAUAACCAACUAAUCGCCCAAAUAGAAAUUCCCAUCAAAAAAUAA
This is a messenger RNA of Diversispora eburnea, 470 nucleotides long. Lineage: Eukaryota; Fungi; Glomeromycota; Glomeromycetes; Diversisporales; Diversisporaceae. The record is from the annotation of a GenBank genome assembly.